This is a messenger RNA of Lepisosteus oculatus (spotted gar), 765 nucleotides long. It is a transcript of the gene pfdn4, whose product is annotated as prefoldin subunit 4. Gene Ontology annotation, cellular component: prefoldin complex; cytoplasm. The record is from RefSeq and is a predicted model, not a curated record. Gene Ontology annotation, biological process: protein folding. Lineage: Eukaryota; Metazoa; Chordata; Actinopteri; Semionotiformes; Lepisosteidae.
AUGAAAACGCUGUAAAUCAAAACAAAUACUCCAGAAGGUAUAAUUCUCCACGUGAAUGAAUAGAUUCGUCCAUAAAAAUGGCAGCGACCAUGAAGAAGUCUGUUGCAGUAGAAGACGUGAACGUCACCUUUGAAGACCAACAGAAGAUUAACAAAUUUGCUAGAAACACAAACCGGAUGACUGAACUCAAAGAAGAAAUAGAAGCAAAGAAGAAAUCUCUUCAGAACUUGGAGGACGCCAGUGAUGACAUCAUGAUGUUUGAUGAUGACACCUUACUAAUUCCGUAUCAGAUUGGUGAUGUCUUCAUUAGCCACACCCAGGAGGAAACACAGGAUAUGUUAGAUACUGGGAAGGAACUGCUAAAAGAAGAAAUCAAAGCAUUGGAGGGCCGGGUAGCAUCAAUUCAGCAAAUACUGUCUGAUCUCAAAGUUCAACUCUACGCCAAGUUUGGAAAUAACAUAAACCUGGAAGCUGACGACAGCUGAAGCCCCUGUUCUGUGCUUGAGAGAGAUGAACUUUUCAUGCAGAUAACACAUCAAAAUCCCCAGAAUUCCUAUGACACAGAGAGUUUAUAGAACUUUUUUUUAAUGGUCCUCUUCAAAAUGCAUACGUAGAUGUUUUCUUUUUUCUAGAAAAUAACAUUUGCUUAUUUAUUGUUUUUGCAUGAAAACAGGAGAAAUCACAGAGUGGUAGAGCUUACAGCAUUCGUUGACAGUGUAUUUGUUUGCAAAACACACAAUCUCAAUAAAAGCCAAUGUAUAGUGA